Molecule: messenger RNA, 276 nt
Organism: Protopolystoma xenopodis
Lineage: Eukaryota; Metazoa; Platyhelminthes; Monogenea; Polystomatidea; Polystomatidae
Source: the annotation of a GenBank genome assembly
AUGAUGCAAAUGCUUGUCGUCACGGUGCCAGGUGAGGUAUUGGGUGCGGCGUUGUCAGCCGUCGGGCAGAAAAGGCCAACCAGAAGGCCUAUUGAAGAGAGACGGAUCCAGACAGAAGAGUCUUGUCGUCAAGGCGACGACCACAGAUGGACCCUUUCGCAUCAGAGGGAGUGUCUACUCGAGGUUGAGGGGAGUUUCGAGGCGGGUCGGAGCGAGUGCUGCGAUGGCGACGAGGGCGAAGAUGGAGGGAUUCGAAGUAUGAGCUCGGCGACAUAA